Molecule: messenger RNA, 1482 nt
Organism: Uncinocarpus reesii 1704
Lineage: Eukaryota; Fungi; Ascomycota; Eurotiomycetes; Onygenales; Onygenaceae
Exons: 4
Coding region: 1-1482 (493 amino acids)
Biological process (GO): secondary metabolic process
Molecular function (GO): CoA-ligase activity
Source: RefSeq, a predicted model, not a curated record
AUGCCCACCGCUUCGCACUAUCCGCGCGUUGACAUCCCGGAUGUGGAUAUCUGGACUCUAAUCUUCAAUCAAAAGAAUAGAGCAUUUCCCGAUGAUAAGAUAAUAUACCAAGAUGCCGAUACCGGUCGAAGCUACACCUAUGAGCAAGUCCGAUCCACCGCCCUUGAAUUCGGCAAGGGUCUGAAGGCAAAUUGGGGAUGGAAAAAGGGCGACGUCCUUGCCAUUUUCUCCCCGAACAGCAUUGACAUUCCCCCAGUAAUAUGGGGCACCCACUGGGCCGGAGGCGUUGUCACACCUGCAAACCCAGCUUAUACUGCGGACGAACUGGCCUUCCAGCUCAAGGGUACCAAGGCAAGGGUAUUGGCGACUCAGAUGUCCUGUUUACCUGUUGCUGUCGCAGCCGCGAAGAAAGUCGGCAUACCUGAAGAUCGAAUCAUCUUGCUUGGGGAUGAGAGGCAUCCGACCGCCAAAUACAAGCACUUUACCUCUGUUCUGAAUAUCUCACGGUCCACACGAUAUGCAAAGACCAAAGUUGAUCCGUCCAAAGAUCUUGCCUUUCUCGUUUACUCUUCCGGUACCACGGGCGUCCCCAAAGGAGUAAUGCUCUCACAUCGCAAUAUUGUGACCAACAUUCAUCAACUCAAAGCCGGAGAAGAAGGGAACUUAAGUUGGAACGGUGGCGCCGAUAAGUCGGGAGAUAGAUUACUGGCCUUUUUGCCUUUCUAUCAUAUCUAUGGUUUAACAUGCUUGGUCCACAACGCCAUAUUCUCUGGGUUGCACCUUGUUGUUAUGGCUAAAUUUGACAUUGAACGAUGCGAAACCAGCCCUACCACCCACACUGUGCCAUGGCCGGACUGGAGACGCCAUGCUGGUUCCGUUGGCAAGCUUCUUCCAAACCUUGAGGCUAAAUAUAUGACUUCCCCUGAGGAUGACUCCGAACCUCAGGAAGUACCUGUGGGCCAGGUGGGAGAGCUCUACGUACGGGGACCAAAUGUGUUCAUGGGAUACCUGGAUAAUCCCGCGGCCACCGCCGCUUGUGUUUCGCCAGACGGCUGGUUCCGUACCGGUGACGUCGGAUAUCAAGACGCAGAAGGCUUCUUUUAUAUCACCGAUCGCGUCAAAGAAUUGAUCAAAUACAAAGGAUUCCAAGUCGCACCAGCGGAGCUGGAAGGCAUCCUUACAGACCACGAAGCGGUCUCGGAUGCAGCGGUUAUUGGUAUUGAAAGUGCCGAGCACGGUACUGAGGUUCCUCGCGCCUAUAUUGUCCCCAAUCCUAAUAUCAUUCCGCGAGAAAAGCGCACGGCGGAGGAAGGGGAGAAAAUCUGCCAGUGGCUUCAGGCGAAGGUUGCUCCAUAUAAACGAUUACGCGGGGGAGUCCGGUUCGUGGAUGAAAUUCCAAAGAGCGUUAGCGGAAAGAUUCUGCGAAGGCUUUUGAAGGAGCAAGCGAAGAAAGAGGAGGCUCCAGUAAAAGCGAAAUUGUGA